AUGACCCCUCUAGAUCAAGCUUGCUUCAAAGGAAAUCGAGAAGUUGUGGAAUAUCUAUUAAAGAACGGUGCAGAUGUCAACUCCAGACACCACAAACAGGGGUAUACGUCACUAAUGUUUGCUGCUCUAGCAGGUCAUAUGGAAGUCACGAAAUUACUGUUGCAACAUGGUGCACGAAGCAAUUACACGAACAAACUAGGCCGGACUGCAUGUCAAAUGGCUUCGUUUGUUGGUAGGCAAAUUUUUCUCGUCCUUGGAACGGACUUGAUCAAACAUUCCACAUGCACGGAACAAUGCAUCCUGUUAUGUUGGUCUACUGUGGUCAGUGUACUGGAAGAUUUAAUGGCCAAAUACUUCACUCCACAUCAGACCCAUGAAGCGUUGGCAUUAAAGUUUCACCUGCUCGCAUGUUGUAUUCGACGUGCUGGCCAGUAUUACGACAAUGUCAGCCAAACGAUCAGCGAGGCUCCGGAUAAACGGAUUAACAGUGGUGCGGAUUCAAACAAAUUGUCCGAACAAUUGCGCGGUCUGAUUCGGGAAUUUCUUCGUGGCACCGAUCCGCAUGGCCUUCCUUUGGGUAUGUGUCUCUCGAAUGCAUUUGGGGAGAAAAACUGGUAUGGGUCCUUUCACCAUUUCUGA
Echinostoma caproni is the source of this 639-nucleotide messenger RNA. NCBI's taxonomy places the organism in Eukaryota, Metazoa, Platyhelminthes, Trematoda, Plagiorchiida, Echinostomatidae. The record is from the annotation of a GenBank genome assembly.